AUGCCCCAAAUAGAUCUAUCAGGGAAAGCCUUCUACUUUCAUGAGACGUCCAGCAGCAACUACGUGAAGCUCAUACCGGACAAGGAGGAGGCUGUGAGUGCAGCGACCAUCUGCCACAGGUACCACUCCACCCUGACAACAGAUCAGUGUCUCUUAUCCUUUGCCACCCCUUCCAAAGACAACACAUUUCUCCUCUUCAAAUUCGGGUAUGGCAAACACACCAUGGCCAUGAACAACGAUCAGCCGGAGUUGCUCAUGUCGGAUGAGAGAACUCCAUCAGGAUGGACUCAUGUGUGCGGGACCUGGGAGACGAGCAGUGGGAAGCUGUGGAUCAACGGGAAAGGCAGAGAGAUGAAGGCGGUAAAGAAAGGAAUGUUAGUUGAAGGGAAGCCUAUCAUAAUCCUCGGUCAAGAUCAAGACACUUACAGAGGGGGAUUCCAAUCGUCCCAGGCCUUUGUUGGCCAAAUCACAGAGGUACACAUGUGGGAUUACGUGCUGUCAGAGUGUGAAAUAAGCGCCAUGAGCGUUGGUUUGGCUGUUAACCCUGGGAAUGUUUUAAACUGGAAGUCAAUGCAGUACACUCGCAGUGGUCAUGUGUUAGUGAAGAGCAUUGAUGAUACCUGCUAUGUGAAAUAAAAUAAAGAAAAUACUAGGUA
Molecule: messenger RNA, 656 nt
Organism: Acipenser ruthenus (sterlet)
Lineage: Eukaryota; Metazoa; Chordata; Actinopteri; Acipenseriformes; Acipenseridae
Product: serum amyloid P-component-like
Exons: 1
Coding region: 1-636 (211 amino acids)
Source: RefSeq, a predicted model, not a curated record